Molecule: messenger RNA, 1951 nt
Organism: Austrofundulus limnaeus
Lineage: Eukaryota; Metazoa; Chordata; Actinopteri; Cyprinodontiformes; Rivulidae
Product: bicaudal D-related protein 1
Exons: 10
Coding region: 316-1929 (537 amino acids)
Biological process (GO): vesicle transport along microtubule; Golgi to secretory granule transport
Source: RefSeq, a predicted model, not a curated record
CACACACACACACACACACACACACACACACACACACCCGAAAAGUCCGUUUUUCCGCAUGUCACCGAGUUUCAGGAGAACAUUUGCGUAAUGACGCAGCGUUGAACUCCGGAUGAGGACAGGUAUAACAAGACUACAGGUGGGUGCUCGGGUGACUGAAGUCCACGCCCACUUGGAGACACAGAGGGGGAGGGGUCAGCCUACUUUCACCUGUGAGAAUCAUUCGGCCAGGUGUCAUGGAUGGACGCGCGUGAAUGGCACCACUUCAGCGCGUCUGUGCGUCCUGAGAACCAAAGAGGCACGAYUGAUUAGAUAAUGAAUCGGCUAGACGAGUGGAGCUUCAAGUCCAAGAAAAUGGACCUAGAGGAGGACUUCUACUUCGACUACGGAGCGGAGGAAAUGACAGAUUACCAGGACCCCUCUGAACUCCUGGCUGCUCUGAAACAAAAGGAGGAAGAGGUUAUUUUGGCAGCGCAGCUGGGAAACGCGUUACUCCUGGAAAACCGUCAGUUGAAGGAGCAGAGCCAGAAGGUCCAUGAGCAAUACGCAGACAGACUGGAGGAGCUGGAGCAGGAGCGGCACGAGCUGCGAGUGAAGCUGGAGGGCUGCCGGUCCCAGUGGGAGAGCCAGGUGGGGGAGCUGGAGAAGGACGUGAGGGAGCUGAGCGGCCAGGUGAGGCAGCUGACCCGGGCGCUCGGCGAGGCCGAGAGGGACAAGAGCCGAGUCCAGCUGGAGCACGGCGAGCAGACCCAACGCCUCAGGGAGGAGCUCAGCUCUGCGAUGGAGGUGGAACGAGUGGUGUCCACCGAACUCCAGGCUCUGAAACAGGAUUUGAGACAAAAGGGAAGCCACAACAGGGAGCAGGACGAGGAGCUGAUCAGUGCCAUGAGGGAACAGGUAUUACGACUAACGCAGAAGGAGCAGACGCUGGAGCAGCGUUUGGAGAUYGUGUCUCAGGAAAACGCGGAGCUCCGAGCGAGUUUGAUCUCCUURCAGGCGCGUUUAGAUCUGCAUGAUCAACUGAACCAGCAGCAAAAGCAGCAGUUAGUCGAGGCGCUGCAGGAGGCGGAGGUGGCGCGGGGCCGCUCCCAGCAGCUGCAGGCUCAGGUGGAGGGGCUGCAGGAGGAGGUCACCUUGCAAGAAUCCAGGAGCCACUUGGACGCCUCCCUGCAGUCCGAGCUGGAGACGGCGGAUUUAGGAGUCAGCAAAGCAGAGAUGGCACAAGAAAUGGGUUCCAUCCUCCAGUUACUCCUCCCUCUGACCCAGGUCCUGAACAGCUCAGAGAGGUCAGAGGUCGUGGAUGAACCGGAGGACCUGCAGGCCAUGCUGCACCAACUGAAGGGAGUGGCUCAAAAUCUGGCAAAGACGUCCAACUCUGAGGAGGUGAAUCUGGGUUUUGUGGACAGGACGGCCGAUCACUGUGGGAAUCUGAGCGCAGCCCGGGAGCUGAGAGAUCAGAACCUCCAGCUGCAGCAGGAGAAUGCCAAGUUAUUGCAAAAGCUGCAGAACAUACAAGAUCAGACCGACUUUGUUCAACAAGCUGUUAAAGACCGGGAUGAAGCUAUAGCCAAGAAAAACCUGAUGGAGGUCGAGUUGCUGAGAAGCAAACAGGACAUGAUGUGUUUGAACAACCAGUUAUUAGACGCAAUCCAUCGUAAGCUGGAGCUGUCCCAGGAGCUGGAGGCCUGGCAGGACGACAUCCAAAUCGUCAUCAACCAGCAGCUGAAGUCUCAGCAGCAGUCGGAGAAGCCUCCGAAGAAGGCCGCCUCCAACGGUUUGUCCUUCUUCAGCAGGCCCAGCAGACAGCUCUCCACCUGGACGCGCCAGCCCUCCUCUUCCUCCUGCAGUUCAGACACUAACCAGGACAAAGUCCAGUCCCCCUGGAAGGACUGGCUAAAACUGGGCAAAGGGGCACAGUACGGCAAAUAACGAUUGUCCCCUCAUUACUGGA